Messenger RNA from Neohortaea acidophila, 573 nucleotides. Its product is annotated as molybdopterin synthase large subunit. NCBI's taxonomy places the organism in Eukaryota, Fungi, Ascomycota, Dothideomycetes, Mycosphaerellales, Teratosphaeriaceae. Gene Ontology annotation, biological process: Mo-molybdopterin cofactor biosynthetic process. The transcript has 2 exons. Gene Ontology annotation, cellular component: cytosol. Gene Ontology annotation, molecular function: molybdopterin synthase activity. The record is from RefSeq and is a predicted model, not a curated record. The coding region runs from base 1 to 573 and encodes 190 amino acids.
AUGGCAGAUGAGGUCGAGAACUCCGGACAGACGACCGACGAACAGUCGCUAUCGGAACCCAACAUCUACGUCUCACUCACGUCCAACCCACUCGACUCCACCACCGCAUUGUCUCGAGUAAAGAGCUCCAAAGCCGGAGCCGUAGUCCUCUUCGCAGGUUGCACGCGCGACAACUUCAACUCCAAGACCGUCACCCACCUCUCCUACUCCGCCUACGCCCCUCUCGCCCUGCGCACUCUCCUGUCCAUCGCCCGCUCUGUACAUUCCUCGCAUUCCCUCGUCAGCAUCUCAGUCACUCACAGGCUUGGGAGGGUGGACAUCGGGGAAGAGAGCAUACUGAUUGCCGUGUCGGCGCCUCAUCGCGCUGCGGCGUGGAGGGCGGGGGAGGAGUGUUUGGAGCGGGUCAAAGAGAAGGCGGAGAUUUGGAAGGAGGAGUGGUUUGAGGAUGGUGGGAUGUGGAGGAGUAAUCGCGAUGGACAGGCGGGCGUGCCGGUGGUGAAAGAAGGGCAGGACAGCGGCGAGCAUGCGCAUGUAGACGGGCAGCAACAAGCCCCGGGGCGUGAGAAUGCCUGA